AGGCUAGAUAAAGAACUCGCUUCGGUGUGUAAAAAGUGAUGAUCAUUUCGGAAAUGCCUAUUCUAGAUUAGAAAGAGGCUUUUUUAGUCGUUGUUAGCUAUUUAUAGAUAGUCAAUUUGGAGUUCAUAUUUUGUUGCUCAUGUCUUCUUUUAUCAUGUUAUCGUUUGUGGAUGCAUCCUUUUUUGUCUUCCCUGACUUACUGGACUCGCUUAUGUUUUUUGGGUAACAAUUUUAAACAAGGUUGAAAGACUAUACAGACUAUAGUUUGUAUCACACUCUUUUUGACUUUCGUGGGACCAUGCAGGAGGAGUUUGAGGAACAUGCUGCGAAAGUAAAGACCCUGAAAAAGGCACCAAGCGAUGAAAACCUGCUCAUUCUCUAUGGGCUUUACAAGUAAUCUACUGUUGGUCCAGUGAACACCAGCCGUCCUGGAAUCUUUAAUUUGAGGGACAGAGCAAAAUGGGAUGCCUGGAAGGCUGUUGAAGUGAAAUCCAAGGACGAAGCAAUGAGCGACUACAUCACCAAGGUGAAACAGUUGCUGGAGGAAGAUGCAGCUUCUGCUUGAUAUCUUCAAGUGUGUUGGCUUUUAGUUUCCCUGUGUUCAAAACUCAGAAUGUUUCUAAAUGAUUUUUCUAGUUCGUUCAAUGUUACUGUUUGUGUUUGAAUCCUUUGGAUGAAUUAUGCUUAAUUUAUAAUGUAAUAUUUAUUGGAAAUGGUAAUACUUAA
Molecule: messenger RNA, 726 nt
Organism: Ziziphus jujuba (common jujube)
Lineage: Eukaryota; Viridiplantae; Streptophyta; Magnoliopsida; Rosales; Rhamnaceae
Product: acyl-CoA-binding protein
Exons: 3
Biological process (GO): fatty acid metabolic process
Molecular function (GO): fatty-acyl-CoA binding
Source: RefSeq, a predicted model, not a curated record